AAAGAUUAGUUAUCGGGAAAAAAAAUAACAAAUGACUUUCGUGCAUUCACUGACUGGAAAGACAUACAACUUAAACUCAAUGCAAGUCGUCAUUGAACGGACAAGGACCAUGCAGGACAUACUGUCCCUGACGUUAAAGGAUGAAGUGAGGAUGGUUGAAGAUACCGUGGCCCCUAGAAACUCUUCUUCACAAGGGGAUGGCAGGGACACAGAGGGGCAUCCUUAUCCGCUGGUGGUCACUCUACUGGCAACAGUCCUGAUCCUAACUAUUGUGGUAGACAUUCUGGGGAACCUGUUGGUCAUCUUGUCUGUCUUCAGGAACAGGAAGCUCAGGAAAGCAGGAAAUGCCUUUGUGGUGAGUUUGGCUCUGGCCGACCUGGUGGUGGCGAUCUACCCUUACCCUCUGGUUCUGACAGCUAUCUUUCACAACGGCUGGAUCGCCGGGUACAUCCACUGCCAGAUCAGCGGCUUCCUGAUGGGCCUGAGUGUCAUCGGCUCCAUCUUCAACAUCACCGGCAUCGCCAUCAACCGCUACUGCUACAUAUGUCACAACCUGAAGUACGACAAGCUCUUCUCCAACCAGAACACCGUGUGUUACGUCAUCCUGGUGUGGUCGCUGACUGUGUUGGCCAUCGUGCCCAACUGGUUUAUGGAGUCUCUGCAGUACGACCCGAGGGUCUACUCGUGUACCUUCGCCCAGUCGGUUAGUUCCUUGUACACCAUCACCGUGGUCGUGGUUCACUUCAUCCUCCCCAUCAGUAUCGUCACAUACUGCUACCUGAGGAUCUGGAUCCUGGUCUUACAGGUGAGGAGACGGGUGAAACCGGACACGAGGCCCAAGAUCAAACCACACGACUUCCGUAUCUUCCUGACUAUGUUUGUGGUGUUUGUGUUGUUCGCUGUCUGCUGGGCUCCGCUGAACUUCAUUGGGCUGGCGGUGGCUAUCAACCCCAGACUGGGAGUGAAUAUCCCUGAGUGGCUCUUCACAGCCAGCUACUUCAUGGCCUAUUUCAACAGCUGCCUCAACGCAGUCAUCUACGGAGUGCUCAACCAUAACUUCAGAAAGGAGUACAAAAGGAUAGUUCUAAUCAUUUUCAAGUUCCACUGCAGAGGGUUCGCUAGGGCUUCGGAACUGCACUGCUGAGGGUUCUGUAGGGUUCUGGAACAGCACUGCUGAGGGUUCCGUAGGGUUCUGGAACAGCACUGCUGAGGGUUCUGGAAGGUUCCGUAGGAUUCUGGAACAGCGCGGUUGAGAGUUCCAUUGGGUUCUCUGACAGGUAAGACUGAGACUAAAACACUGUGCCAGGAUGGGGGAUGAGUCAAAUGAUGAUGUCUUGGUCAAAGUCAGAGCUGUUGGCAAUGUCACAAUCAUCUGUCAGCAAGCUUUGAGUUACAAAUUCUGAAACUUUGGGUUUGAUCUCACACCUUUUCCAUGGGUUGUCUAUCUUGCAUUUUCCCUGGAAGCGUUUUAGUAUGCAUCUGAGUGUAAUGAAAAGUUGAAUGCCAAUCUGUUGAAGUACAUUGUUUGGUCAUGAUGUAAAUCAAC
Molecule: messenger RNA, 1546 nt
Organism: Oncorhynchus mykiss (rainbow trout)
Lineage: Eukaryota; Metazoa; Chordata; Actinopteri; Salmoniformes; Salmonidae
Gene: mtnr1al
Product: melatonin receptor type 1A like
Biological process (GO): G protein-coupled receptor signaling pathway
Cellular component (GO): plasma membrane
Molecular function (GO): melatonin receptor activity
Source: RefSeq, a predicted model, not a curated record